Molecule: messenger RNA, 4827 nt
Organism: Closterium sp. NIES-65
Lineage: Eukaryota; Viridiplantae; Streptophyta; Zygnematophyceae; Desmidiales; Closteriaceae
Source: the annotation of a GenBank genome assembly
AUGGUCGCAAUCUAUUCGCGACAUCACGACGGUCAUCGUCAUCGCGACGAUGUUGACGCUGGUUAUGGCGAUCGAGUCGCGGCUGGCGACCGACUUUUCGAUGAGGACCGAGUCUUUGAUGGCGGUUGGUCUGCUGUGACGACGUCAGACGACGCGCGGUUCCCCACGUCGUCGAGUCACCGCCGAAUGCGGCUUCAUCCACCAGUGAACCCCGAGUUCCACUCUCGCCGCGAGGAGGAUUGUCCUUCCUCGUACAAUGCGCUUCCCCCCACACUACCCUUCCCCCCAGGCUGCGCUUUCCCCCACGCUGUCCUCCCCCACGCCGUCCUCCCCGCUGCCCUCCCCAACCCCUCACCCCCCCCAGCCGUGACUCUAGCAGUGGGUGAGAUCAACCUGUCCAAGUCGCUGCUGCCAAACCACACGCUGCUGCUCGCGCCGCUCAACUACACCACGCAGCCCGUUGCAGGGCAGAUGGCAGCUAGCCUCAAUGGAUUCUCUACCCGUGGCGGUGGUGGGACCGCACAACUCGGACCCUUCGCCUCUCCCGCACGCAACUCGGACCAGGCCGCGCUGCCCAUACAACCCUUUCUCCCCACCUUCUUCCAGCCCUCCAGCUGGCGUCAAUGGAUCUCAUGCCCGUGGGGGUGGUGGGGCCGCGCAACUCAGACCAGGCUGCUCUGCCCAAACAACCCCUCACCCGAAUCCCCCUCCCCACUCCUCCCCUCCCCCUCUCCCCCCUUCCCCCUCUCCCCCCUUCCCCCUCUCCCCUUCUCUCCCCCUCCUCCUCUCGCAGCCCUCCAGCUGGCGUCGAUGGAUCCCAUGCCCGUGGCGGUGGUGGGGCCGCGCAACUCAGACCAGGCCGCGCUGGUCAGCCCGCUGGCGGCGUUCGCGCAGAUCCCCUUUGUGUCGCCGUCCGCCACGGACGUGCGGCUGACAGCGGGUGGCGACCGGCCGUACUUCAUGCGAACCAUUCACAACGACGGCAUGGACAUGCGCGCUAUUGCAGAGUUCCUGGCGUUCAACAAGUGGAGCGAGGUGAUCGUCAUUCACAGCGACAACCGCUUUGGCCGCAACGGCAUCGCGUCUCUCAACGGCUACCUCUCCGUACAGGAGCAAUGGAAGGUCAGGAUCGCGACACGUGUGCCGAUCAAGACGACGUGGUCGGUGGCGGAUACCGCAGCAGCGCUGGCAGCAGUGGAGCGGCUGGAUCCGGCGGUCUUUGUGGUGCAUGCCGCUGCUGCCCUCUGCGCUGUCAUCUUCUCUGCUGAUGCAGCUGGUAGGGAAGAACUCGGUGUGGGUGGCAUCGGAGGGGGCGGCGCUGGUCAACUCCACCGUGCUGCAGAACGUCGAGGUGUGUCGAGUCAAACGGGCAUUGGAGGGGGCGGCGCUGGUCAACUCCACCGUGCUGCAGAACGUCAAGGUGCGGUGGCGCCUGGGGUAGGGGCGCCUGGGGUAGGGGCGCCUGGGGUAGGAGCGCCUGGGGUAGGGGCGCCUGGGGUAGGGGCGCCUGGGGUAGGGGCGCCUGGGGUAGGGGCGCCUAGGGUAGGGGCGCCUGGGGUAGGGGCGCCUGGGGUAGGGGCGCCUGGGGUAGGGGCGCCUGGGGUAGGGGCGCCUGGGGUAGGGGCGCCUGGGGGCAUGGUGAUAACCUCAACCUACCUGCCUCCAUCACCGCGCCUCACCUCGUUUCGGGAGAAUUGGGCCAACCUGAACCCCAUCCGCUUCCCCAACGCUAGCAAGGAGGAGCCCAAGUCGUACACACUAGCAGCAUACGACGCCACGUACCUCAUAGCCUGGGGGCUGCACUCCCUGCUCUAUGUCAAUCACAGCACCGCCACCACUGGCAGCACCAGCAGCAGCAGCAGCAGCAGCAGCAGCAGCAGCAGAAGCAGCAGCGGCAGCCUCACACAGUGCAAUGCUGACCCUUCAUCCCCUUCUUACUCACACAUAAAUCGCCCACACCCGCCUCUUUCACCCCCUUCUCACUCUCCUCAUUCGCCCAUACGUCACCCACACCCACCGGUAUCACCCCCUUCUCACCCACUCCCGCCCCAUGCACCCCCACCUCCCAUAUCCUCACCCCUCUGGCCGGGAACGACCCGUGCUGCUGCUGCCGCCGCCGCCACUGCUGCUGGUGCUGCUGCUGCUGCUGCCGCCGCUGCCACUGCUGCUGGUGCUGCUGCUGCUGCUGCCGCUCAAGGCUCUGAUGCUUCCGGUUGCAAUAGUGGCACUGCUUUGACUUCUUCUCCUACUCUGCAAACGGACUACAGGAACGCGGUCAGCAGGAAGCAUGCUCCGCAGCUGCGUGGGCUCAAACGGAGCUUAGUGGGCCCCAUGCUUCGCCAAGCCAUGCUGUCAGCCACUUUCGACGGAGUCAGGGGCAGGAUCACACUCAACUCGCACGGCGACCUGCAGUCCAACGUGACGCGCAUUCUCAACGUGAUCAACGGCACCGCCAUGCCAGUCGGCUUCUGGACCUCCUCCCUGCUCCUCACGCCCUCCCUUGAUCUACCCCCUAUGAACGGCACAUCACGCAUUCUUAACAUCACCUUCCCAGGCAAUACUACCAAGGUGCAUCCUUCCUUCCCUCCGUCCCUCGCUCCUUCCCUCCCUCCCUCCCUCCCUGCCUCCUUCCCUCCCUCCCUCCCUCCCUCCCUCCCUCCCUCCCUCCCUCCCUCCCUCCCUCCCUCCCUCCCUCCCUCCCUCCCUCCCUCCCUCCCUCCCUCCCUCCCUCCCUCCCUCCCUCCCUCCCUCCCUCCCUCCCUCCCUCCCUCCCUCCCUCCCUCCCUCCCUCCCUCCCUCCCUCCCUCCCUCCCUCCUUCCCUUCCCUCCUACCCCUCCUCCUUCACACCCUUCUACCUGUGCUCUGCCUUUCUACAAUUAUCUUUGGAGUUUCCAAACUUCCUUUUUAAUCGAACAUGCCAUCGUUCUCCGGGUUCACACUGGGAUUGUUCCGCCUGGCGCUCAGCAAGCUGCCGCGCCUUUCCGCGGCGCAAGCUGCUGCUAGCCGUGCCUUACAAGAAAGGCUUCCAGCAGUUCGUCAACAUCACCUCCUCUUCCGCCUCCCCACCUACAAACGAGACCGCAUCAUACUCCUUCUCGGGGUUCACCGUGGAGUUGUUCCGCCUGGCAGUCAGCAAGCUGCCGUACAAGGCGGACUAUGAGCUCGUGCCGUUUGUAGGGGACGACGGCGGCGGUGCUGACGCUGCGGUGGGAUACGACGACAUGCUGCAGGCCGUGGCCGAUGAGAAGUUUGACGGGGCCAUUGGCGACAUCUCAGUGACGCAGGCGCGGAGCAAGCUGGUGGAUUUCACACAGCCCUUCAUGGCAUCAGCAGUGAGUGUGAUCGCGUACGUGCCGCCCUCCAGCAGCUGGUGGAUGGCACUCGCGCCCUUCACGCCCUCCAUGUGGGCGGCAUUUCUCGGCAUGACUUUCGCCACGGGGCUCAUCACGGUGUUUCUCGAGUGCCGCCAGAACUGGGAGUUCCAAGGGAAGCUGCACGAGUUGCUGCAGCACGCGCUCUGGUUUGGCUACCUCUCUAUCUUCUCCUUUCUCGAGAAGCCGGUGCGGACAUUGAUUGCGAGGAUCGUGCUGGCGCUCUGGCUGCUGGUGACCUUCGUUGUAGUCACGUCGUUCACAGCCAACAUGACGUCUAUAAUCACGGUCAACAUGCUCACAGUGCCCUCGCUGGACGUCAACAGUGUGAUCAAUGCCAACAACCCGAUUGCUUACCAGGCGGGCUCAUUCAUCGAAGGCUAUCUCACGCAGCUGGGCGUGCAGAAGCACAACAUGGUACCGCUCAACAGUGCAGAGGAGUAUAACAGUGCGCUGGUGACUGGGAGGGUGAAGGUGGUGGUGGAUGAGGAUCCGUAUUUGGACCUGCUGCGAGCAAACCACUGCAGCAUGGCGCAAGUCAGACAACCUUACUCCUUCCUCAGCAUGUCAUUCGCUUGUGGGAGUGGCAUCUGGGAGGGCAAGGGUGGUGGUGGACGAGGACCCUUACCAAACCCCUCCUCCUCCCUCGUCCCCUCCCCACCAAACCCCCCCUCCCUGCAUCCACCAUUCCCCCCCUCCCAGGCGUUCCAGAAGGGAUCCCAGCUGCGCAGAGACAUCUCAGCGGCGAUUCUCCACCUGACCAUGACAGGCGAGCUGGACCAGCUGCAGCAGGACUACCUGCUGGGAGGCACCAGGCUAUGUCCCGACACACUCAUGCCCGAGGCACCCGCGGUGCUGGCCAAUGAGAACUUCUGGGGGCUGUUUGUGGGGUAUGCCGUGGUGUCCCUCGCGUGCUGCCUGCUGUAUGUCGGACUGCUGGUGUUCCGCGGCGCCAUGGUUGCGAGGGAGCUGUCACGGCAGCAAGCCAAGUCAUACAGCACCGACAUGGUGGAAUUCGUUCCAGCAAAUCAGCCAGCGAAUCAGCCUGCGGAUCAGCCUGAAAAUCAGCCUGCACACGUGGCGCUUGCUCCUGCUGCGUCCUUCAAGCUUGACUCGCUAGAUCUUAUAGAGGAGCUUGGAGAUGAAGAGGAGGAUGAGGAUGAAGAUGAAAUUGAAGACGAUGAUGGGGAUAACUUAUACUCUGCCCAUCUGAAGGGUGACCAUGCUGAUGACGGAAAUGGUGGGGGUGGUGGGAAGGGGGUAAAACUCGUGAUGCCGGCAACACCCAAGGGGCGUGCUCGGGCAGAGGGUGUUGAAGCAGGGAUUCUCAACGCCCACAAAAGCCCCCAACCUCUUCACUUGCAGCAUCCCUCCUGUCCUUCCUGUCCUUCUUUGAGUGGAGCAAGGAACACCAUGCAAGCUCUGCUGCCUCUGCUCUCACCUCCUCUUCCUUAA